AUGAGCUUCAACUUACUUGCUGUCAAGAUGGUCAUUGGUGUUACUUUUGUGAUAAUGAGCCUCCUUUUCUCUCAAGCAAAAGGACUGGAGUGCAUCACGUGCGUUAGUGCGAGUGGAUCUUGCACUGGAUCAUCGCUGCAGUGCCCCUCAGUUCUUGGCUCAUGUGCCAGCAUCACAGUUGCCUCGUUCGUAGGGAAUUCAAAGAUAGCUGAAGCAAAUGCCAAAAGCUGCUUCCCCAAUGAUCAGUGUGUCAAUGGUUCCCUGAACUCAGGAAGUGUAAGGCUAACUAUCAGCACCUUGUGCUGUAACACAGACAACUGCAACACCGGAGCACCAGCAGCUGUAGUAAACAACAUGGCCAACAGGAGGCAGUGUUUCACCUGUGGCUUGACAAACUGCUCAUCGACACUUCAGUGUCUCGGAAAUGAAGAUCGAUGUUUCACAGCAUCAGUGGACAUAGCAGGACAGAGCACCACUGUAAAGGGCUGUGCCACCCGUGCUGUCUGCUCUGGAGUCUUCGCGUCCCAGCUGGCAAUGCCGGGGGACGUAUCCUGCUGUGAGGGGAAUCUGUGUAAUAGCGCCUGGAGUGCUGGCCACAGCGUCCUGCUCCUGUUCUGGCCUCUGGUUUCUGCUCUGCUCUUAUACUGAGCUGGCUGCAACUCGGGGUGACUCCUCUGCAGUUUUUUUUUUUUUAGCACAACUUACUUACUCUCAAUUGAACACCUCUCUAUAUGUAAGCGAGGAGCAAAUAAACAAAGCUUUGUUUUCA
Alosa alosa (allis shad) is the source of this 769-nucleotide messenger RNA. Its product is annotated as urokinase plasminogen activator surface receptor-like. Bases 1 to 648 code for a protein of 215 amino acids. The transcript is spliced from 5 exons. NCBI's taxonomy places the organism in Eukaryota, Metazoa, Chordata, Actinopteri, Clupeiformes, Clupeidae. The record is from RefSeq and is a predicted model, not a curated record.